UUUGCAUGCUAAUGCUACCUGAAUGGCGUCACGAAACACAGUUGAAAAUCGUUUGAUGUGGUAAAGUCAUGCGGUCAUUGCGUCUUUUGCCAGACGUGUUUCGCGUUCUACGAUGAACGCACGUGGCAGAAAUUGCAGAUCUAUUUCCAUCGUAUUCUAGUUUUGUGUAUUGCAGUUAAUGGAGAUUCGAAUUUCUGCUGAAAGUCGUGCAUGGCUUAAGAUGGUGUGAUGGAGAAGAACUAGACAGUUGCUAGCUCCGAUUAUCGUUCUCGAGACAACUUUUCGCCGUCGAGUUUAAGGAUGGGUAAUGGUAAGAAUUUUUACGGUUAGUGACGAUCAUCUGGGACGUCGAUGCGUCGUUGAGGCUAUGUGAGGUUUACGCGAGAGUUAGCUGCCAAUAUUAUCAAUAUGAAAUCAAGGUUGUGUCACGGAGUAAUAUGAAAAGACAAUUGCCAAUGUGACAGGACGGUGGACGAGAAGCUGCGGACCGUCGAUCAAGGAAGUGUAGCUAACGCAAUGGGAUAGAGAACCCAUCGGUGUUCAUGGUUUUUGGCGUUCGUCAAACCGUACAAUAGCAACGCAAGCAACGUGUAGCAACAUAUGAAAACAAAGCUUUUUGAUAGGAGAACAGUGAAAGAUUUGCCGAGAGAAGAUUAUUUGGCUCCUGAUAAAUCGACUUUUUAAUGAUUGUGAUGUUGAUGAAGCUAGCAAAUAGUUGGGAUUGUGACUUUGGAGUUUGGCAACUAUCUUAAACUAAGAAUUCUCAAGGGCUCGGGCUAUCGUCCGCCAGUUACCUGCCACAAAGAUAGAUGAUUGAAACACCAUUGUAAUUGGAAAUAUAAUCGAACUGGGAAGAACAGUGAAACCAUAUCAGUUGUUGAUCAUGGAUUUUUUCCCAUCACUUGUUAUUGGUGGAAUGCUGUUAUUGAGAUAGCGUUAUCGUAUACGAUACAAUGAAAAUCCCAUAUCUCGCGAGGUCUUAAUAUUAUCUGUGCUUGAAGCAAGGAAUAAAAUCAGAAUUACAGUGUAAACGUCGGGACGAGAGAAUUGUUCGUAUACUGUAGAAGAUGCAUCAAAAAAUGGCGACUCGUCAAAUCGUCUGUCAUGCCAUAUCAUCUCGAGGAAACAAGAAAAAGAGUUAUUCAUUUAUACAAUAAACUUUAUUUGUACAGUAUCAUCUUAUGAACAUCCCAUAAAAGCUCUUUUAUUGACCCAAUUUUACUACAAGACAAACCUUUAAGUUAUUUGUCAGGGCCGUGCGGGAAGCAAUGUCCGACUACGGGAGGUUGAAAAUUCAAAUAUUUGACUAGGUUUUAAAAGAAAGGUCCCAGCAGUAGAGUGCUCAUUAGAGGGCUGUACGGAGGUCUAACACCCUCCAGCUUCGGUGAAACGUGAACAAGUCGAUCGAUCCAGAAGCUUUUUUUAGGACCGAAAAAGUUGGUCUCGCUAAAACUGUGGGCUUUUCUAUCAAAUAAAGACACUGCAUAACCCUGUCUCAUCAAUUCUGGGAAUGCGCACCCCUACGAAAAGUAGUAAAUUAUUUGGGGUUGCAGACUGCAUGCCCAGCUACCGCGGUCUACUAAUUUAUUGGACAGCUUUGUCAGAUUACAGUUCUUUCGAAGAGAAUCGGUUCGAACCUUCUUUUAUCAUCCUGUGUUGAUUACAACGAGAGAUGUGUAUAGUUGUAGGUGAUGUAAUGCAGUUGAUGUAGUUUUACUAGUAGUUGUUGGUGUCACUGAUUUGCACUUUAAAGUCGAGUUUUAAUUGAUUAUUCAAGCAAGAAAAACUUCAAAUUGUCGGAGAAUUGGUAGUAAAAAUGGUUAUUCCAAUUUUAUUGUGGAGUUUCGAGUGGCCUCCUCUAUGAAUUUCACCAAAGUUAACUUAAAAUCGCUCUGUGUAUGUCGUCUUUACACUUUACUUUCCUUGCUGGUUUUACUCAAAAUUAAGUAUGACAUCCCAAUGUUCCCCGAUUAUUGACUCAUGGGCAUGUAAUUUCUGUCGUCAAGUGCGAUUUGGGCGUCCUAAGAUUUUUAUUCUUGGUAAGAAUGCAUGUUGAUAUGUAAGUCCGAUUAUUAGGAAAUGAUCUUACAACCAAGCCCAGCAUCAGCAGCUAAAUCUUAAUUCAUGUCGUUUGUUGUUGCAUAGUUAAACAUUCGCAUCCUAAAUUCGACCAAAGUACGCCAUCUCAAACGUUUCUAGCAGACCGCAGAUAUUUUAUUACGUAUGUCGGAUGUGGUUUAUUUAUGCAAUAGGUAAACUAGAAAUGCGCUCGUUGGCUGCGGCCGCGUGACGAUUUAUGACGUAACGGCUCGGCUCGAACUUACACGCACAUUCAUGACGAAACAUGUCAUCCAAUGAUUACAUUCUGACGUUAGGGAAAUACAAGCGCGAGUCUUAAAAGCAACAACGCGCAUUCAGACGAUCUUCAUUUCACAUAAGCGUAUCUCCACUUCUAAAGUCUGGCAUCUGUAGACUUGGCGUGAUUGCAAAUUAUACGCCGAAAGCAUAGCAAAUAGCAUUAAUUUGUUACCGAAGGCAGUAUCAUUUUGAACUUGAGGGAUUGACUUGGGAGCGUUUGUGCACAACUGUGUAGUAUAUGAGACUUGGUGUUUGUAUCUUGAUGGGUGAAGAUUUAAACGUUGUAUUUUCUAAACUCAGGAAUAAAAUGAAUGGUGAAUUAAUGAAGUAUUUUGUGGCGCAAGAAGACUUAUACGAAGGCUUCAGUUAAGAGAAAGAUCCAGUCUACGUAAUCAGGAGAUGUCAGCCCUUCUUUUUCCAUAUUCGUACGUCCAUUUCAAAAAAAUUGAAUCGAACGCAAGUGCUUUGAGAAGCUGGUUCAUCGCAGCACGGCCUAGAUUGAAAAUGAUCACAGACGAAGAAGGAACAAGCACUUUUAGCGUGAUCAAUCAGAAAAGGCCAAGCGUUAUUAAAUUAGCUCCAAAAGUCAACGUUUCGGACGACAGAGAGGAGGAUGAAGUAAUCGACGUCGUGGGCUUAGAUGGGAUCGAUGAAAUUAACAAAACGAUCCAUUGUGGAAUAAGAAAUGAUCCUAAAUAUUACAUAUAUGACCAAGAUUUUUGGCAUAGUGACCAAGCCAACAAUAACGAAUUUGAACUCGGGCAAGAUGAAGUAGAGAUGUGCCGAAGUGGUUCAAUAAACAAACGCAACUUUGCAACGGACAACUCUCCAUCUGAUUGUGAUCAAAAGGUUUCGACGAACGCUGAAGAUAGAUCCGAGAGCAAAUGUCGUCUACACGAAACACGAGAUGAGUAUCAACUCGAUAUGGACGAAAAUAGCAUUGAAAAGGUGUUGUUCUGUGAUCAAAGUAUUUCGACUAGGGAUACGACAGGAUAUUUGUCUGUUGAGAAUAGAUUGAGCGAACGUCAUGUGAUCAGCGACAAGAGCGAAACCAAUGACAUUCAUGGAACAGUGAGGUACGUCAGUAGUCGGCGAGGUUCGAUGAAAGAAGAAGGGAGCGAAGACGAUCUUCGAACUACACAAGACGGUUCCGAGUUCCAACAUUUUGAAACUCUUAAGACGUCGGAACAUUUCUCGUGUAACGCGAACCAAAGUCUGUCAACAGAUAAUCAUGGAUGUGAAAAUACACCAGGUUGUUCACAAAGUCCAGAUGACGAUGGUGUAAACGAAAGAAGAAAUUCAACAUGCAAGAACAAGAGAAGGCAUAAUUCAACGUCUUCCGUCGGAAGGCAGUGGACAAAAAGUACCGAAACCAAGUCCGAAAGUAGCAGUGAGGAGGAAUGGACGGCCUCAAGCAAUCAAGGUAAAAAACGUUAUGGAUGCAAGGAAUGCGGCACGAGAUUUAAGAAACCCAGCGCCUUGAUCAUUCACAUGAGGACGCAUUCGGGGGAGAAACCGUUCGCGUGUGAUAUUUGCGGUAAAAAGUUUUCAAUCUCCGGUAAUCUUCGACGUCACAUGUUCACGCACACUGGCGAAAAACCUUACAAAUGUAAGGCGUGCGGGCGAGGUUUCAAUAAUCCCAGUCAUCUUGCCAGACAUUCGAAGAAGAUCCAUAUUUGAAGAUUUCUGGAUACAAGGGACACGUCAAUCGAAAGGAACGCUGCCUUAUACGAACAAAUUAAAAUGAAAACUGUUAUUUAACCGAAAGUGAAAUUUGUCACGAUAACCAAACGCAACAGCAUAGCGCAUAACUCUAAUUCUGUGUUGGGGAGGCAAUUCUGAUGCUUUCGUUCGCUUCGUCGCGUCCAAAUUAUUUUGUAAUAAAGUGAGCGGUUUGAGCCCGGGAGUGUUGUUAAAUGUUUGUAGACUUAGAUAAUCCACGUUGGUAGAGUCCUUAGUAGCGUGGGGAAAAAGGUAUUUUUGAGCAUCAUACAUGGUUAGGGGAGAACAAUUAUACAAAGUUAAUAGAAUAAAAAAGUCUCAACUUUUACAACUGUAUUAUGUCAAACUGUAUCAAUCAAGGCAACAUCACGACUUGUAUGGCAAUUAUUUUACGUAGAACUGCCAAAGUACUUGAAAUAAUAUAUCAGGAGGGGGCAACCCCUACUUUUUUAUUGGGCCUUCCCCCAGUUCAUGGUGUCGGUGUAGACGUUUCGACAUCCUUAGCGGUAGUAAUCUUGAUUUAGAGUACAACACCUACAAACAUGUAACGAUACUCCCUGGUACGCUAUUGAGUUUCUCACUUCAGAUAGAUAAAGGUAAAGCGAAAAACUGCUGUCAAUCAACGAGAUGAUUUUUAUUAUUAUUAUAGAAUUCGAAAUCGGGGCAAAACGAUAUUUUACGUUUGAUGGAAGAGCACUGGAAUUUGAGGCUGCGUUUACACCAUACCGGAUUCGCUCAUCACGACAUCUUCAUUUGCUUUAAAGGUGUGACUGUUCGGAGUAAAAGCUAUUAAGCUGAUAGAUUUAUUCUAUUUGAAUGUGUUUCUGACGUUGAACAAUUUCAUUGCCUUUUAACACAAAGAAUAUUCAACCUGCUACUAUAACAAUCCGGUAUAGGGUAAACGGGACCUGAGACUCGCAUUUCUUCGCUCCUCCGUAUUAACAAAUUGCUUACUGCACGGACAAAAGUUACAGCAAAUCAUGCAGACCUGUGGUCGAUCUAGCGUUAGUCGAAAUAAACUACAGACGCUCGAUUUUAAAUUCAAAAUAUCCGCAGAACAAAACUAUUGGGUUUGAACUUCUAACAAAGAAAAGUUUACCAAUUAAUUUGGCUCUAUAUUGGAGAUUUAAAUACAUCAAAAAACUUGCUUCGUACGCCAAUUUAUUUUGACGUACCCUAGAUCUGCCACAGAUACAGAAGUUUUAUUGCGUGGUUGAUCGUAUACAACGCGUGUAGGUUAAUAUCUCACGAUGACGCUAGGUAAAACACGCAAAUCAAUUAAAACGUUAAAUUAA
This is a messenger RNA of Xenia sp. Carnegie-2017, 5375 nucleotides long. Its product is annotated as zinc finger protein 845-like. Gene Ontology annotation, molecular function: RNA polymerase II cis-regulatory region sequence-specific DNA binding; DNA-binding transcription factor activity, RNA polymerase II-specific. Lineage: Eukaryota; Metazoa; Cnidaria; Anthozoa; Malacalcyonacea; Xeniidae. Gene Ontology annotation, biological process: regulation of transcription by RNA polymerase II. Gene Ontology annotation, cellular component: nucleus. The record is from RefSeq and is a predicted model, not a curated record. The transcript has 8 exons. The coding region runs from base 2758 to 4038 and encodes 426 amino acids.